UUAAAUAUAUCGCAUUUUGCCCUAUGAUCUUACCUCAUGACAAGUCGCGCCAUUUGGGAGCUUGGGCCUCUUGUGGCUUCCCUUACUCUGCAUCGAUGUUCCUCGAGACAGGGGGAGAGGGCAAAAUGCAGACCCAGCACAUUGUGGCGCCUGAGCGCCAACUGUGAGGCUGGUGUGGCCCAAGAUUUCUAUCGCCAAGGCAUGGACAGCCCGACGCAGGUUCUAGAAUGGCACAAAAGAGGUGGCGGCUAUUUUCACCAAGGUUUGUGUGCCGCCCAUCUAGCCGGCAGAGGCUGGGGCCUUUGUGUCAAGGAUGAUGUGCCGGUGAUACCUUCGGGCAGUGUUUUGGUCAAAACUCCCUCGAAGCUACUUUGGAUUGCCCAUGAGUCUCAAUCUGCAGAUGUUGAAGAGCCACUCGCACCGGGAGAGAGCUUGCCUAAAGCUUCAGCAGCAUUGCGAAGACGCUUACUAACAGCUCUGCAGUCCCCCGAUCCCUUUGUUGAGUCGAUGCAUCCCCCGGACACGAUGCCUUUGCGACUUGUCGCUGGCUCAGUCUCAUCAGAUGCACCUGAAGCUGCCAAACGGGCGCUGAAAGGAACAUCUUUGCUCAACCACACCUUGUCCUUAAGAACCAAGCUUUUGAAGGCAGUCCAGCCUGAUCUGGAGAAGGUGAAAGAGAAGGAAGCACAUUGGCAGGCCUGUGUUUGGGCACAGGCAGUGAUAAUGAGCAGAGCUUUCCACGUGCCAAAGGAUAGUGAUCGGCUUGUCUUGAUCCCAAUCGUGGAUAUAGCAAAUCAUGCACCAACAUACAAAUCUGCCAACGCAGAGUUUCGUGAUAACGCUGACGGUAGUAUUUCCAUGGUGGCCAGCCGCGACAUUGCACCCAAGGAAGAAGUGUGCAUAUGCUAUGGUGAGCAUACAAAUGAACAGCUGUUAUUUUGCUACGGCUUUGUCAUUCCGGAGAAUCCAUGCCAAGGAUUACUGUGCCCCUUGCAAUUUCCAGACACCCCACACCGGGGGGAGCUUUUGCACCACAGCCUGUCUGAUCACCGGAGACGGCACGGCCGCAAUCCUGCAGCGAAAGCUGGACCGACCCUCAGACGACCCUCCAAGUUGGAGCCGGGAAGCGCUGAGAUGGUUCUGGGCCUCAAGAUUUUCGGGCUGUCGGAGGAUGAAGCCCAAGAUUUGCUCGCCCUUUCAGUGGCCGAGCAGCACCAGGCUUUGAAGCCUUCUUUCCAAGAGUGGGUCAUGGCGCUAAGCUUCUUCGAGUCUUGGCGUGCAGAGCUUCCGCGGCGAAUCUCUGAACAGGAUCUUGUACCAGGGUCUCAGGCAGCUCGCGAGCUUCAGCAGGAGGCAGAAGAAUUGCUCGACUUGGCAAUGACAGAGGUUGCUGCACAGCUGCCAUUGCCUUUGUAUUUGAGAUAUUAUUGCUUUACACGCCCCUGGCUUCGUCUCCUCCACUUUCUGCGAGCGCAGAAAGCAUCUUUGGAGACUGAUUGAAAGGGGAAAGGUGUAUGCCUCGGUUCAGUUGAAGAGUCACUUUUGGAGGAUUGCUGAGUUCCUCUAUAUCUUCAGCUUUCAACUGAGUUUCGUGAGUUUAUGCCCACAUAUGAUGUCGAUUUUCACAGAAAAACCAGCCGCCUGCCUUUUGGCUUUGACUCAAGCAUUGAGCAAAA
Durusdinium trenchii is the source of this 1676-nucleotide messenger RNA. The record is from the annotation of a GenBank genome assembly. Lineage: Eukaryota; Dinophyceae; Suessiales; Symbiodiniaceae.